Molecule: messenger RNA, 1845 nt
Organism: Myotis brandtii (Brandt's bat)
Lineage: Eukaryota; Metazoa; Chordata; Mammalia; Chiroptera; Vespertilionidae
Gene: GABRG1
Product: gamma-aminobutyric acid (GABA) A receptor, gamma 1
Exons: 9
Coding region: 158-1555 (465 amino acids)
Biological process (GO): synaptic transmission, GABAergic; monoatomic ion transmembrane transport; gamma-aminobutyric acid signaling pathway
Cellular component (GO): neuron projection; GABA-A receptor complex; postsynapse
Molecular function (GO): inhibitory extracellular ligand-gated monoatomic ion channel activity; GABA-gated chloride ion channel activity; transmitter-gated monoatomic ion channel activity involved in regulation of postsynaptic membrane potential
Source: RefSeq, a predicted model, not a curated record
UCCCGGCUCCAUUCCGCUGGGAGUCGCAUCCUACCUGGUCGGGAGGUGUAUCGCCUUCCCACACUUUCCCUUCUGGUGCUCCUUCCCCGGGCGGCAGCUUAGGUGGGAGGAAAAGUCCUGGCGUGAAGAAUUCAGCGGAAAAGAAAAAGCGAUUCUGAUGGGUUCUUGGAAAGCUUGUCUCUUCUCCCCUUUUCUUCUGUGGAGUCAAAGUAGAGGCGUGAGGCUGAUGUUCUUGUUGCUGACCCUGCAUUUGGGAAGCUGUGUUGAUAAAGCAGAUGAUGAAGAUGAUGAGGAUUUAACAGUGAACAAAACCUGGGUCUUGGCACCAAAGAUUCAUGAAGGGGAUAUAACACAAAUUCUCAAUUCAUUGCUGCAAGGCUAUGACAAUAAACUUCGCCCAGAUAUAGGAGUGAGGCCCACAGUAAUUGAAACUGAUAUUUAUGUAAACAGCAUUGGACCAGUUGAUCCCAUAAAUAUGGAAUACACAAUUGAUAUUAUUUUUGCCCAAACCUGGUUUGAUAGUCGUUUAAAAUUCAAUAGUACCAUGAAAGUGCUUGUACUUAACAGUAAUAUGGUUGGAAAAAUUUGGAUUCCUGAUACUUUCUUCAGAAAUUCAAGAAAAUCUGAUGCUCAUUGGAUAACGACUCCUAAUCGUCUGCUUCGAAUUUGGAAUGACGGACGAGUCCUAUAUACUUUAAGAUUGACAAUUAAUGCAGAAUGUUAUCUUCAGCUUCAUAAUUUUCCUAUGGAUGAACAUUCCUGUCCACUAGAAUUUUCAAGCUAUGGAUACCCUAAAAAUGAAAUUGAAUAUAAGUGGAAAAAACCUUCUGUAGAAGUGGCUGAUCCUAAAUAUUGGAGAUUAUAUCAGUUUGCAUUUGUAGGGUUGCGGAACUCAACCGAAAUUUAUCACACAAUCUCUGGGGAUUAUGUUAUCAUGACAAUUUUUUUUGACCUGAGCAGACGAAUGGGAUAUUUCACUAUUCAGACCUACAUCCCAUGUAUUCUGACAGUUGUUCUUUCUUGGGUGUCUUUUUGGAUCAAUAAAGAUGCAGUGCCGGCAAGAACCUCACUGGGCAUUACCACAGUUUUGACCAUGACCACUCUGAGUACCAUAGCCAGGAAGUCCUUGCCUAAGGUUUCCUACGUGACUGCGAUGGAUCUCUUUGUUUCUGUGUGUUUCAUUUUCGUUUUUGCAGCCUUGAUGGAAUAUGGCACCUUGCAUUAUUUUACCAGCAACGAACGAGCAAAGGCUGCUAGAGACAGAAAGAUAAAACACAAGGCCUCGAUAUCUCCUGGACUCCACCUUGGAUCCACUCUGAUUCCAAUGAAUAGCAUUUCACUGCCACAAGGAGAAGCCGAUCACGGGUACCAGUGUCUGGAGGGCAAAGACUGUGCCAGCUUCUUCUGCUGCUUUGAGGACUGCAGGACAGGGUCCUGGAGGAAGGGAAGGAUCCACAUCCGCAUUGCCAAAAUCGACUCUUAUUCGCGAAUAUUUUUCCCAACAGCCUUUGCGCUGUUCAAUCUGGUUUAUUGGGUUGCCUAUCUUUACUUAUAAGUUCUACUUGCUAAGAAAAAGCAUAAGAAAUUUGACUAAAUCCAAUAUAAUCUAUUGUACUUCAGCAACAUGAAGUUUAAAUGUAAAAUUCAGAGAAACCAAUGACCAAAAUGUGAAUAUUAUUGUAAUCAUUUUAAGACUUUCAUAGGUCAGUAAAGUAGCAAUUUGCAUAUUAGGUUACUUAAAUUUAGGUAACACAGAUUACUUGUAAAAUGCAAUCUAUUAAAAUACUCAUAUAUUUUUACUUAAAUUUUAUUUAUUUUACUUAAAUCACAUUAGGAUUUUGGACU